AUUCACCAGCUGAACGGCGUUUGGGGACUACCAGCCGUCGUCUGUGACUGCUACAUCGCGAUGGAUGUCACCUGCUCAACCUCAAGCAUAUUCAAUCUAGUCGCCAUAUCUGUGGAUAGGUACAUAGCUGUGACACAACCGAUAAAGUACGCGAAACAUAAGAGCAAUUGUAGAGUUUGGACCAUGAUCGGCAUCGCGUGGCUGGUCUCCGGAGCAAUAGGAUCUCCUGUGGUCUUAGGCCUAAAUAACACCCCCGAUAGAAGUCCACACCAGUGCCUGUUCAAUAACACUGACUACGUCAUUUAUUCCUCACUCGGCUCCUUCUAUAUUCCUUGCAUAAUCAUGAUGUUCCUGUAUUAUAAUAUUUUCAAGGCUAUAAGACAAAGAGCAAAAAAACAAAGGGUAGCGAAGAAGACCUCUGCCGCAAUCGGGUCAGCGCUUUCCAGCGGCACUGCAGCUGUAGUCAUUGAGAACAUGGCGCAAACUCAAAGGCUGACUGAAGCAUUACAAGACGAUAGACCGACUAACACUGCUUCGGGAAGCAACGAUGAAGUGGACGACGAGGAAGACAAAACGGAAAUGGGGCCGUACGCCGAGGAACUGGUCAACACGAGGUCGGCGCGGUUCAUGUUGGCAGCUGUCGUCGAAGAAACCGGCCUAAUAAUGGCAAACCUCGCGUCACCGAUUCCAAUGGUGGACCCGAACACAAAUAAUGAUUCGGGAUACGCUCCAUCUAACAUCGACGGAGAAACCAAAGAGCAUACGCCACCAGCUUCUCCCACGCACAAGGAUGGGAAGAAGAUUCAGGAGGAUCAAACUAAGAAACCUGAACUAAGAAAGAAACUGAGUCGCCUCAGCAAUAGCUCCUUGAUCUCGACGCCGCGGAGGCGGUUUAGGAGCGCAGCUUCGGCUGCAAGAUUUACAAUCUUCAGAGCGAACAGAGCAGGGAAGCUAAGAGCCAAAUCAUUCGCCAAGAAAGAGAAGAAGGCAACGCAAACUUUAGCUAUUGUUUUAGGAGUCUUCUUAUUCUGCUGGGCACCAUUCUUCACGUGCUCCGUCCUGGACGCUCUCUGUACGAAAUUCGAUCUCCCUUUCUCCCCUGGAGUGACGGUCUUCAUUCUGACAACGUGGCUCGGGUACAUCAACUCGUUCCUCAACCCGGUCAUCUACACGAUCUUCAACCCGGAAUUCAGGAAGGCUUUCAGGAAGAUCCUGCAUUGCACCACCUAG
Molecule: messenger RNA, 1230 nt
Organism: Bombyx mandarina (wild silkworm)
Lineage: Eukaryota; Metazoa; Arthropoda; Insecta; Lepidoptera; Bombycidae
Product: dopamine D2-like receptor
Biological process (GO): G protein-coupled receptor signaling pathway
Cellular component (GO): plasma membrane
Molecular function (GO): dopamine neurotransmitter receptor activity, coupled via Gi/Go; G protein-coupled receptor activity
Source: RefSeq, a predicted model, not a curated record